GCAGCAUCACAGGCGAGGGGCGAGUCGAGCUUACCAUGCUUGCAACACUUGUCGCCGUGUUCGUUCUAUUCACGACAGCUACAGCCACCGCUGCGUUCGUUGAUGACGCCAACAAUGCAACCAAGCCCAUCGACAUUGGCGUCGACGUCGGUGCCUAUAUGUACCAAAGGACUACGUCGCCAGUUCUUGUCUACAAUGCAUCCGUGGACGACGCUGGGGCCGAGUUUCUUUCGCUGCGAUUCACUGCUUUCAGCAUUCCAAGUUCCGACUAUGUGGUGCUGCGCGCCAUGAACGGCUCCGUUGCUCAAGUUUACUCGUACGCAAUGGUCGACGUCUCGACGGUGCCAUUCUUUUCGGUCCCAAUCUUCAGCAACCGCAUGCGUCUCGAAGCUGUCGCGCGGCUUUUGGUCAACGAUGCCGCAGGCGUGAAGUGGUGCACAGGCUGGCUCGUCGGGUGCCAGAAUCACGUGCUCACCAACUAUCAUUGCAUUUCCAGUCAAGCCCAAGCGACCAUGACGACGUUUGACUUCCACGCUUACAGCCCCGUGUGCGAUAAGAACGUUUGCAGUACAGCCGGAGCGUGCCCUGGUACGAGUAUUGUGUACGGUGGCGAACUCGUCGCAUCGUCGCAGAGCCUCGACUAUGCGCUUGUUCAACUCAACGUCUCGAUCGCCAAAGGCAACUACCUCAGGCUUCAAAACUUUACUAGCGUUGGUGGCCCGCCAAUUUACAUACCACAGCACCCGUUUGGCCAAGGCAUGCUUGUCGGGAUCAAGACGCCGUCGACGGGCAACGGUCAAGUACUCACAAGCUCGUAUGCCAAUUGCGGCAUGAACAACCUCUUGGGGUACAUGGUUCCAACUGCGCCAGGGUCAUCGGGGUCUCCAAUCAUUGCUUACAGCAAUGUGGUCGUCGGCAUGCACGCGUGUGGUGGUACGCAUCUUGCGUUAUACUAG
Molecule: messenger RNA, 956 nt
Organism: Saprolegnia diclina VS20
Lineage: Eukaryota; Oomycota; Saprolegniomycetes; Saprolegniales; Saprolegniaceae
Exons: 2
Coding region: 36-956 (306 amino acids)
Biological process (GO): proteolysis
Molecular function (GO): serine-type peptidase activity
Source: RefSeq, a predicted model, not a curated record